Tachysurus fulvidraco (yellow catfish) is the source of this 2479-nucleotide messenger RNA. Its product is annotated as heat shock factor protein 5-like. The coding region runs from base 117 to 926 and encodes 269 amino acids. NCBI's taxonomy places the organism in Eukaryota, Metazoa, Chordata, Actinopteri, Siluriformes, Bagridae. Gene Ontology annotation, biological process: regulation of DNA-templated transcription. The record is from RefSeq and is a predicted model, not a curated record. Gene Ontology annotation, molecular function: sequence-specific DNA binding; DNA-binding transcription factor activity. The transcript has 6 exons.
UCUGUUUCGAUGUCAUCAGAACGUUCUAGAAAUUCAGCGCCUCCACUUCUUUCCAUUUGUAUUUAAAGUUCCGAGGACCGCCGAGUGCUUAAGAGUUUCUGUUUAAACUUGUGAUCAUGAGCGGAAACGAGGUUUCUACAGAAGGAGCUGAGAUAUCAGCUGGGAUGGAAGUCUGGAUCAACCACAGAAACUUUCCCAGCAACCUGUGGCAUUUGGUGACUGAUCCUCAGAUUUGUUCAAUCUGCUGGGAUGAUACUGGGGAAGGAAUACUGAUCUGUCCGGAGGCCUUCAAAGCUGAAGUGCUAUCUACAGCCAACAAGAAGAUGAACAAGUACUUCAGAACGACAAAUUUCAUCAGUUUUGUUCGCCAGCUAAACCUGUAUGGCUUCAGAAAAGUGUGCCCAGACUAUAAGAUCUCGUUGACGAAAGUCAGUUUUAUACAGCACUUUUACAACCCGAACUUCAAACGGGCAAACCCAGAGCUUCUGGUCAACCUAAAGCGACUCACGCCUUCCAACAGGGCCAAGCUUGCCGCCGGGCCAGAAGUGUCCACACAGUCGUGUCCUUCCCAUGAUCCGAUGCUGAAUUCACCAGAGAGCUCUGCUGUGGUCGAGAAUCAUUGCUGUAUCCUGGGCUCCUUGGAUUCAAACAUGCCCUGCUCCCAACAAGAGGACCACUCAUUUAGCCAAAUCCUGCAUACUGGCCCGGGCUCAUUGGAUUCAAACAUGCCCUGCUCCCAGCAAGAAGUUGCCUCCGACGCUGAUUCUGGCUGUUAUCCUGACCACUCAUUUAGCCAAAUCCUGCACACUGUCCAGAAUCCAAAGUGGCAAUCAGCUGAUGCUUCAGAUCCCAGGAAGAGUCACAUGAACCUGGACACUGUAUUCGAUGUGGAAGAUCAAAUGGAGGGAGCAGAAGCGUUUCCCUGAAUGCAACAAAGAAAAGAGUCCAUUGUUGGGAUGGCUGAGAUCUGUGUGUGUGUGUGUGUGUGUGUGUGUGUUUUCUCCUUAUUCAGGCUGCUGCUUUCUUCACUCUGCUUACUGAUGUCGACUUAUGAUGAAGACAAUACCAAUAACUCUUGCAGAGGCAUUUAUUAUAUUAAAUGCAAUGUGAUAUUUGUAUGAAUUUAACAUUUGUAAAUUAGUCUAAUCAUAACUAUUGAUAUUUAAGAAGAACUAUUCAAGUACAACAUUAUAUGUAUUGAUCAUUCUUUUUAGAUUUUAAUAGAAAUUUAGUGGGACUUUGACAGGUAAUAUUUUAAUGCAAAUUUGACCUAGUUAUACAAUAGGAACGGUAUUCUAUUCUAACUAUAAAGGUGUAUGUAUGAAACAAUGCACAGAAAUGUGAGCCCUGAUGCAUGAAAUGUACUAAAUGAUUUAUUCAACAAAGUAAUUUAUUUUUUGUAGCUUUUCUAUACACUCAUGUGGUAAUGUUUGGAAAUACGUUAUGAAUAACAUUCUAAUAUUUAUCAAAUAAUCUGAAACAAGAAUCAAUGCAGGAGAAAAUUUAAUAUUUUGCCUAAGAAUUAUUUAUAGGCUGAUGGUGGUGUAGAACAUGUAUGAAGCUUUAAACAGUGCCAUAGAGGUUUAACUUACAGACACUGGUCAGUCUUUACAAAGUGCUCUGAACGGACGUCAUUUAAGAUACUGUAGGACAUGCAAGGUGUAACAGACAGCAGGCCUUGAUGUAAAUCUAGUUAAAAGGUGUAGUUCACAUUAGUGAUGAUGUUUCUGAUCUAAUAUCAGUGUGUAUAAUAAAUCAUAAAACACUGAGUUGUAGAUGCUUUCAACUGUCCAGCUUAGUGAGUAGAAUGCACAAAGAUUGAAUUUGUACUAGUAAAGGGAUGUGAUAUAAGGUACAAUGCUAUUUCAGUAAAGACGGUAAACAGUAAAUUAGAAGUACACCUGCACUACUACAUGUUAUUGCCAAAGCAUUUACAGGUUUGUUAUGAACAAUUAAGAGUGGAGAGGUGUGAUACAGCCUGACAUGAAGCAGAAAUACUGUACUAACAAACAUAUAGUUUAUCAUAUAGUAUCAGAACAUCCUGAGGUGUUUUAUUCUUCUUAACUCAAAGCCAUAUUUGUCAGCACUUCUUCCCACACGUCCUGGUUCGUGACGUCACUCCUGGGUCGGCGGCCAUUUUGUAUUUUUCCUUCUGAGGCGGCGGCUAUUUUAGGUGACUAGUCACUAUAUAACAAUAUAAUACAUGUUUUUCCUAGUUUGAGUGUAAAUCCUUUUAGUUUUAGAGUAAAUGAGCAUCCAGCUUCAAACAGAAUCAUGUCGGUUUGAAUAUCGGUGCAUAAGAAGUGAGAGAAAGUUAGGAUGAGGUUUUCAAUCAGAAAUGAUUUAAAAAGUGAAUAGCAAUUAAGUAGAGUAAAUAAAUCAAUAAUUUAAUCACAUGACAGAAUUUUAGAAUAACCAAAACGACAUAAAUACAGAUAUAAAAUGUUGCAGAAAAAAUAAAAAGCAUGUUAAAAAUCGU